This is a messenger RNA of Aricia agestis (brown argus), 720 nucleotides long. RefSeq lists its product as uncharacterized. NCBI's taxonomy places the organism in Eukaryota, Metazoa, Arthropoda, Insecta, Lepidoptera, Lycaenidae. The record is from RefSeq and is a predicted model, not a curated record. The transcript has 3 exons. Bases 1 to 720 code for a protein of 239 amino acids.
AUGACUGCCAAGCUCCUAGCUGUCCUAUUUCUAGCCACGGCCGCGGCCAUGCCGGCCGUGGAAAAAGACGAUGGUUUGAUGACCAACGUCCUUGGAGUAGUGAAGGAGUGUGUCGAAGCAGACGUGUCCCUGUGCCUAAAGGAGAAGGCUCUGAAGUAUGUGGAGAGUAUUUCGUCGGCGCGGGAGAUGGAUCUCGCUGAAGGUGUCACGCUAUUGGGCACGGGGUCUCCCAGGUCAGCUAGGGCAUUCGAACCCUUGGCUGAGGAGCCCAAGGCCAGGGAAGCACAGAUCGAGUCGAGACUGGUGGACUCCGCUGCCGAUUUCCUGGAGAACCAUGUCAUCCAGUUCAGGUUCCCCCCAUCCACUGUUGAAGGCAUGAAGAGGUCACUUGAAGAAGCUCGUGGCAAAAAGAAGAAGAUCAAGCAGCUCCUUCCUCUCCUGGCCAUCGCCAAGCUCAAGAUCAUGGCUCUCAUACCCCUCUUCCUCGGAAUCAUCGCCUUCGCCGCCGCCAAGGCCGUCCUCUUGGCUAAGAUCGCCCUUCUGGUUGCCGGUAUCAUUGCCCUCAAGAAGCUCCUCGCCAGCAAGCACCAUGAAACCAGCUACGAGGUGGUAGCACAUCCCCAUCAUGAGGAAUACCACGCCAGCAGCGGCCACGGAUGGGGCCGAGCGAUAGACGAAGCCCAGAACUUAGCUUACUCGGCCCACGUGAAGCAAGACUAA